Choloepus didactylus (southern two-toed sloth) is the source of this 1395-nucleotide messenger RNA. RefSeq names its product charged multivesicular body protein 1b-like. Lineage: Eukaryota; Metazoa; Chordata; Mammalia; Pilosa; Megalonychidae. The record is from RefSeq and is a predicted model, not a curated record. Gene Ontology annotation, cellular component: multivesicular body; ESCRT III complex. The coding region runs from base 58 to 657 and encodes 199 amino acids. Gene Ontology annotation, biological process: endosome transport via multivesicular body sorting pathway; protein transport; late endosome to vacuole transport. The transcript has a single exon.
UGCGUCUCUGCUGCGCAGACCCCGGCCCCAGCCGCAGACCCGAAGAGCCGACCGACCAUGUCCAACAUGGAAAAACACCUGUUCAACCUGAAGUUCGCGGCCAAAGAGCUGAGCAGGAGUGCCAAGAAAUGCGACAAAGAGGAAAAGGCCGAAAAGGCCAAGAUUAAAAAGGCCAUUCAGAAAGGCAACAUGGAAGUGGCAAGGAUACACGCGGAAAACGCCAUCCGCCAGAAGAACCAGGCGGUGAAUUUCCUGAGGACGAGUGCGCGGGUGGACGCGGUGGACGCCCGAGUCCAGACGGCGGUGACGAUGGGCAAGGUGACCAAGUCCAUGGCCGGCGUGGUCAAGUCAAUGGACGCGACGUUGAAGACCAUGAACCUGGAGAAGAUCUCUGCCCUGAUGGACAAAUUCGAGCACCAGUUUGAGACGCUGGACGUGCAGACGCAGCAGAUGGAAGACACGAUGAGCAGCACGACGACGCUGACCACUCCCCAGGGCCAAGUGGAUAUGCUGCUCCAGGAAAUGGCAGACGAGGCCGGCCUCGACCUCAACAUGGAGCUGCCGCAGGGGCAGACCGGCUCGGUGGGCACGAGCGUGGCCUCGGCCGAGCAGGAUGAGCUGUCGCAGAGACUGGCCCGCCUGCGGGAUCAAGUGUGAUGACGGAACCCACCCUGCGGCUUCCCGGCCGCAGCCACCUUCAGGUAUACAGAGAGCCACCUUUGCCCUCUGUAUAUUACGGAGAUACGAUACACUAGAGAUUGAACAUACCUGAAUGCUGAAAUGCUCUCUAUUUAAGAUGCUUCUAUCUUUGGGUUUACGGCGCUCACCAGAUACAUUAAAAAAUGCCCGGCUUUCUCCAUUCUUAACUGAAUUUUAUAGUUCUGUAUAGCUUGUGAUGGUGUGUAUUUUUAUAGCUGCCUUUGACAGAACUAGUUAAUUUGGUGUAUAUGAAUCUUUCUCAAAAAUUUCCUUUAAACUCUAGUUCCCGUGUACGCGAUUUUCUGCGGAGAAUUAAUCAAAUCGAAGGAUUUUUUUUUUAAUUUAGUGUAACUGCUAAUACCUGUAAUUGGCAGGUAAUGCAUAAAAAUUAAAGAGGGGAGAAUAAUUACUUAGUUUGAUUACAGGGCUAUAAACACCUCGUUCAACAUAUUUAAUGGACAGUGCUAUGUCUGUGUAUUCUGUUGCCUUUUUUUUUACUUCCUUUUUGCCAUCAAAGUGAGACUACAAUUGACUAUUUGUUCUCCUAACUUGUUUUGCAUAAUACUCCUAUUGUUUACCUUCUAUAAGUUUUUCAUGUAAUAAUUGCCUUUGCAAAACUGGAUAAAAUGCCAACUUCGUUUAUGGGAAAAAUUGUUCUCUCAUUUUUGUUUGCUGUUUAAAUAGAGUUUUUAAAAA